This is a messenger RNA of Gossypium raimondii (Peruvian cotton), 5013 nucleotides long. RefSeq lists its product as uncharacterized. Gene Ontology annotation, molecular function: protein kinase activity; ATP binding; protein binding. Gene Ontology annotation, biological process: signal transduction; protein phosphorylation. The record is from RefSeq and is a predicted model, not a curated record. The transcript has 10 exons. NCBI's taxonomy places the organism in Eukaryota, Viridiplantae, Streptophyta, Magnoliopsida, Malvales, Malvaceae. The coding region runs from base 749 to 4612 and encodes 1287 amino acids. Gene Ontology annotation, cellular component: cytoplasm.
AGGAAAAUCGUUACAACUUAAAAACUGAAAAUUAAUAAUUCAUAUUUGAAUGAGGGUUGUCGAUGGAUGCUGCUUAAUUCUCGGCAACGUCAGCUCUUGCAUGCCCGAAAUUGUAACUUGCUACAGCCGUAAGCCACGCUCCCUUCUCCACCAUUUCCACUUUCCCUCUUUCUUUCUUCUUUUUUUUUUUUCUCAUUUCGUUCUUUUCCCUCUCUAUAUCGUAUCAAAAAAAAAAAAUCUUAAUCGUCAAUAAUUGUCAGCUCAGGAGCUCAAACCACUGAUUUCACAAAGGAGGUUGAUUACCAGGUUUGUCGUACAGCGACGGUCUUGAAAUGUGAUUUUGAGCUCUCUUUUUUUCUUUCCUUUUUUCUUUUUUCGAGUUAGAGAUAGGUUUGCUUAUAUUCUUCCUUUGGAUCAACGGUCUGGAGUUUGUAGAAGAGGAAGGAUCUGCGAAUUUGCGGUGUUCUUUUUGUCACGGGUACAUAUGUGUUGGAUUUGGUUGAGAAAUUGGGUUGCAAGUUGAAGAUAGAUGUUGGUGAUUUGUGAAAGUAUUACUGUCAAAUUUGAAGUUUAGCGUUUGAGGUGUAGGGAAUCCUAGAUUUUAACCGUGAGGUUCUGAAUGCUAGCUGAUACGAUGAAUGACUUAAUUAUGCAUUAUUGAUUGGUGGAUUGAAGUGAAAAAGAGUGGUCCAAGGAGCUAACACAUUGUUGUUAUGUAAGUAAACAAACCUAGGAACUUGUUUGGAACAUGAUCAGGGAAACGUCUGGCCCAUCUGAUCAAUUAGUACAACAAGAAUAUACAUAUGCUGUUCCUAAUGUUGGAAAGAAUGUAAAUAAUAAUAAGACUAUAUCUGUACAGACAGGUGAGGAAUUCUCCAUGGAGUUUGUUCAGGAGUGUGUUGGCACAAGAGCCAUUGCUAGACCAGAUGCAGCACUGACACAUGAGAAGAGAGUUUGGUUCAAUCAGAACCGCGAGAUGGGGUAUCAGGAUCUUGCCCGAAUUCAGUUGAAAAGAAUGGAUUCGAAGUGUGCUUCUGACAUUUCUGAUUUUGCAUCUCUGAAUGGUUCUUCUAGAGGGAGUGAACAUGGGUCUUGUGUUGAAAAGAUAGGUAGAUACCAGAAGAAAGAUGGUGAAAUUGGACAAGUGACAGGGAAGGCUUAUGGUGAACUGAAUUGUGAUAGGAGCCAUCCAAAUGGUUUUGGACCACCUACUACAGCCAUUUAUGCAUGUGACUCUUCUAGUUCCAACAACUUUAGUGGGCAGGGAGCUACUGAUGGAUCUCAAUCUGGGAAAAUGAAACUUCUGUGCAGCUUUGGUGGAAAAAUAUUGCCUAGGCCAAGUGAUGGUAAACUCAGAUAUGUUGGGGGAGAGACGCACAUUAUUUCCAUUCAGGAUUGUCUUUCUUGGGAAGAGCUUCUGAGGAGAACUUCAAAUUUUUGCAACCAACCUCAUUCAAUCAAGUACCAACUUCCAGGUGAGGAUCUUGAUGCCCUUAUAUCUGUUUCUUCUGAUGAAGACCUUAAGAAUAUGAUAGAGGAAUACCAUGGGCUUGAAAAGCUUAAAGGUUCUAAAAAGCUGAGGAUAUUUUUGAUUCCCUAUGAUGAAUCUGGAAAUGCAUCUUCCCUUGAGGCAAUGACCAUGCACCAGAGCUAUCCUGAUUACCAGUAUGUGGCUGCUGUCAAUGGGACAGUAGAUCCUAGUCCUAGGAAAAUCUCUGGUGAGCUCUGCUUACCUAAUGAAGGAUGUCAAUUGGGACCCAAUUUGAAUCCUAACCCUAGUUUCCCCAAAUGGUGUCCAACUUCAGUAAUCUCUUUGGACACUAUGGGUGGUUUUAAUGCAUUGCAUCCAUCUCAGGUUUUCCUUGAUAUCCAAAAUACAACCAGAUCCCCAUCUACUCCUAUUUCUCCACUACCUUUCCAGCAUGAAGAAUGCAAUGUUUGUGCACAAUCAAUGUCUAAUAACUCCAGCUCUGAAUACAACUAUUCCUUCAAUACAGCACACUUGAAUCCUGAGAUCCGCAGCACUAUUAAUCCUAACUAUAAAGAUGCCCUACAGGUUCCACCUGCUUUGAUGAAUCAAAGUCACCCUUGCAUAAGGGUUGCUGCCAACCACACAUGCCAAGCUUAUGGAGGGCAGCUACUAAGCCCUGAUCCCAGCAAAGAUUCCGUAUUUUUUGUAGUUUUCAACAAAAGCAAUGGUGAUUACAAUGGCAUUUCACAUGAAAGGUUUAUGCACAAAGAAAGAUCAUUCCUUUCUGAAAAGCCCAUCUCAAAUGCUGGCAAUCCAUUAAGCCUGUUGUCAGGAUCUGUUGAUUCCCUGGAUUCUCACCCAGGCAUAUCACAUGCAUUUUCAGAUUCAAAGCUGCAGGACUGUGGAGGGAGGUCUGCUUACUGUUCACAAGAAGGAAUGAGCCCAUCUUCCCCUUUAAAUUUUGCAAAGAGCCCAUCACCUUCCCUUGUUUUUUCAAAUUCCAUGCAGGAAAGGUUGAUGCAACAGCAUGAUAAAAUUGAUCUUAUGACGUCCAGUGCAGAUAAUUACUUGUUGGACACUGAAUCUACAUCAAAAUCAAAACUGGAUAUGCAGAACUGCUUUCCAAACCCUGAAUCUUCUGGCGUGAAUGAACCUAUUCACAAGGGAACCAGUGACAGUAAUGAAAAAUGCCAAACAGCUAAAAUUGAUUUGAGUAAAUCCAGUUUUGUGAGGCUUGACAAUUAUGAAGAAUAUACUGCAAGCUUGGAUGCCAGGAACAUGUCUUAUAUAAGUGAUCCAUUUUUGCAUCAAGGUGGAAAACUUUAUGAGGGGAAAUCCCCUGAUAGCAGUAUGGGAUAUAACAACAAAUUGUCUAAUGCAGACUGCAACCAAACAUCUGGUUUUGCUGUAGGUACUCAGGAAAAAGAUUCGCAAGUCUCUCAGAAGAUGGUUCCUUCAUCCUUAUCUAUAAAUAGUAACAUCAAACAUCUGCAAACCUUGGGAAAAACCACAUCUGAUAUAGCUGAAUCUUGUGGUUUCAAUGGGAAAGUAAUUGGACAGGGAGAUAUUACUUCAUGUGCCAGGAACACUGAAGCCACAUGCUUGUUUCCAAAGAGCAUAAAUGACACAAGACUUGAUAGUAAAUUGGGUGAUCUUAUCUCUGAGUCUUUGAAUGGCCCUAUGUUGCAUGAACCACCACAAUCUCAGUUUAUUGCAAGUCAAAAUGAUAUAUCUAAAGAAGAUAUGCUUAUGGGCUCAACCAAGUUGCACUCACCUACAAUUCAUGUUGACUCUGUUCUGUGCUCAAGCUUGCUCAAUGAAGACCUUCAUGCUAUGUCACAAAUUCCAGACAAUAAUGCAGCUAGGAAAGAGGUUCCCCUCAUUGAUGAUGAACUUAAUUAUUCCAAUCCAAAUGCUGAGAAGGUGGUCCUCCUAGAUCCCUUGCACAAGAAUUCAAUUGUAGAAGAUAUUACGUUUUCUCUAACUGAACCUUCAAGAAAGAAUCAAUAUCAAAUCCAACCGGAGCCCAUAGUUAUGUCAAAAGAUGUUACCACUAGUGUUCCUUCUGGGAUGCUAGUUUCAUCUGCAGUUGUCCCACAUGUGGAUGUGAUCAGCACUGAUAUCAUAUCUCCUACUGGAACAGAGUUGGAGGAUGCCAUUGCAGAUUCUGAGUCUAAGGAUUCUUCAGCUGAUGUUCAAGACAAGGAUGAGUCCUUCAGUGAUGCUGUCAUAGCUGAAAAGGAAGCCAACAUCUAUGGCUUGCAGAUUAUUAAAAAUGCCGAUCUUGAAGAACUGAGGGAGCUAGGAUCUGGUACAUAUGGAUCUGUUUACCAUGGAAAAUGGCGGGGAACAGAUGUUGCUAUAAAGAGAAUAAAAAAGAGUUGCUUUUCUGGGAAAUCAUCAGACCAGGACAAGCUGACAAAAGACUUCUGGAGAGAAGCACAGAUCCUCUCAAAUCUGCUUCAUCCAAAUGUGGUAGCAUUUUAUGGAGUAGUACCAGAUGGAACUGGAGGAACUUUGGCAACUGUAACUGAAUUUAUGGUCAACGGAUCGCUUAGAAAUGUCCUAAUCAAGAAGGAUGGAUCGCUUGAUUGUUGCAAAAAGCUUAUAAUUGCCAGGGAUGCAGCUUUUGGCAUGGAAUACUUGCACUCCAAAAACAUUGUCCAUUUUGAUCUGAAAUGUGAUAAUUUGCUUGUGAAUCUAAGGGACCCACAACGACCCAUAUGCAAGGUUGGAGAUUUUGGAUUAUCAAGAAUUAAGCACAGCACUCUUGUUUCUGGAGGUGUGCGAGGAACCCUUCCAUGGAUGGCACCAGAGUUAUUAAAUGGUAACAGCAAUCGUGUUUCUGAGAAGGUUGAUGUGUUCUCAUUUGGAAUUUCAAUGUGGGAAAUCUUGACUGAAGAGGAGCCUUAUGCUGAUAUGCAUUGUGGUGCCAUUAUUGGGGGGAUUGUGAAGAACACUCUUCGACCUCCAAUUCCAGAACACUGUGACCCUGAUUGGAGGGAGCUGAUGGAACAAUGCUGGUCAGCUGAUCCUGAAUCUAGACCAUCAUUCACGGAGAUAACGAACAGGCUGCGAUCAAUGUCUAGGUUGCUUCAGCUCAAGGGACGUAAUGAUCAGGCAAGACACACAAAAGCCUAAUGUUACAGCAUGAACAUGAUUAAACACCAAGCACCGGCUUGGUUUGUAUCAUCAUUAAAUGCCAAGCACCGGUUUUGUUUGUAUCUUCACCUGUAAACUUGGGUAACUCCGACCCCACCCUUCGAGGUAAGAGGAUUAAAUCAUUGAGGAUUAGGAUGAGGAUGAGGAUGAGUAGAGUUUAAUCAAUGAUGGGCAGAACUUCUUUCCCCUUCUCUCACUUUUGUAAAUAUAUAGCUCCAUUUGAUUAUUCGUUUUUUCUGACACAGUAAUUCAGGUCAUAGUGGUAAGGCAGAGAGAUAGCAUUUAAAAUAUUUUGAUGAUUGUUGAAAAUAGAAAGAUUAUAUGUAUGUACAAACAUUCAGAAAAGGGGAAAUGGCAUUUGAUUAGAGUUCAAUUUGAUA